Molecule: messenger RNA, 1851 nt
Organism: Adineta ricciae
Lineage: Eukaryota; Metazoa; Rotifera; Eurotatoria; Adinetida; Adinetidae
Source: the annotation of a GenBank genome assembly
AUGUCGAAGAGACAGAAUAAUGACUGGUGGCACCGAGCAGUCGCAUAUCAGAUCUAUCCGCGUUCAUUUUUCGAUUCGAAUGGCGAUGGUAUCGGUGAUAUCAAUGGAAUUACAAUGAAAUUGGAUUAUAUUCAACAGUUAGGAGUGGAUAUGAUUUGGUUAAGUCCUAUUUAUGAUUCACCUAAUUAUGAUAAUGGUUAUGAUAUUCGUGACUAUUUGAAAAUCAUGCCUGAAUUUGGAACGAUGGAAGAUUUUGAUUUGAUGCUCAAAGAAAUGAAAAGGCGUCAAUUGAAGUUGGUUUUGGAUCUUGCAGUUAAUCACACCAGUGAUGAACAUCCGUGGUUUAUCGAAUCGAAGAAGAGUAAGGAUAAUCCCUAUCGAAAUUUUUAUCACUGGGCCCCGGGAAAAGAUGGUAAAAGUCCAAAUAAAUGGGGUGCGUGUUUCGGUGGACCGGCUUGGACUUACGAUAUUAUCACGGGUGAAUAUUAUUUGCAUACAUUUACACCAAAGCAACCGGAUCUAAAUUGGGAAAAUCCGAAUGUGCGAAAAGAAAUCUACAGAAUAAUGCGUUGGUGGCUGAAUAAAGGUAUUGACGGUCUUCGUUUGAAUGUUGUUAAUUUUCUCUCGAAAACACCUGGAUAUCCUGAGGGAAAACCAAGAGCAGAAGGUCAGUAUACUGACGGUUCCCCUUAUUUCAAAAACGGUCCGAGAAUUCAUGAUUACUUGGAAGAAAUGCAUGAAAAAGUGUUUCAACAUUAUCAGAUCAUCAUAGUUGGUGAAUGUCCGGGUACGCAUUUGAAAGACGCAGAGUUAUUCAGUUCACCAAAACGCAAGCAAUUGAGCAUGAUUUGCACAUUCGAACACAUGGACUUAGAUGGUGGUAAAUGGACACCAAAACUGCUCGAUUUGCGUUGUUUAAAAUUUCACUUUACAUCCUGGCAGAAAGGUUUAUAUGGCAAAGGAUGGAACAGCUUAUAUUGGAAUAAUCAUGAUCAACCGAGAAUCGUGUCUCGGUGGGGAAAUGACACGACGCCUUAUCGAGAUUUAUCGGCGAAGAUGUUCGCUACUUGUUUACAUUUCCUUUGUGGUACACCGUAUAUUUAUCAAGGAGAAGAAAUUGUCACUGAAUAUCAAGCAGUAGCACGAGUUUACCGGAGACUUUAUUCUAAAUUCUACGAAAGCGUUAUCGAGUGUUUACCUCGGCAGCCAAGCAAUGCUUCAUAUGCUUUGCGUUCUUAUACAACUACGGAUUUCUACCUAUCAAGUAUGACAAAUGUUCGUUUCACAUCCUUAGCCGAUUACCGUGAUAUCGAAACAACUAAUUUUCAUAGUGAAGCAUCACAAUCGGGUUUAACUCUCGAGCAAAUCAUGGCUGCUAUUUAUGCUAAAUCACGUGACAAUGCACGUACGCCAAUGCAAUGGUCUGCUCAAUUGCCUCAUGCUGGUUUCACUAAUGGCGUUGAAAAUGUCACCCCAUGGAUCAGCAUCAAUCCGAACUACACAGAUAUUAAUGUUGAACAAGCUCUACACGAUCGUCAAUCCAUAUUCUAUUACUAUAAAAAAUUAAUCGAACUCCGUCGUACGAUACCGUUAAUCAUUGAUGGGAAAUACGAGAUUUUACAUGAAGAAAAUACUCAUAUUUUCAUGUAUAAACGCUAUAAUGAUAACGGACAAGAAAUCAUUGUUGCAUGUAAUUUCAGUCAACAGCCAAUAGUCAUCGAUGAUCAGAAACUCAAUGAACACAUUGCAAAACGUCGAAGGAUAUUAAUAAGUAAUUACGAAGAACAUCUGAAAUCGGAUUGGUUAGACUUUCGUCCCUACGAAGCAUGGGCAGUUGAAGUUGAAAUCUAG